UUCACCUCACUCCACAAACCAAAGGGCCUCAAUCAACCAAAAACACCGAAGACAAGAAACCAAAGAUACGACUUGCCGUUUAGACUCGGUGCUCAAAUUCAAAGCAGUGAUCCAAGCUGUACUGGCUGAUUCAGAGUAAGCAGAGUUUGAUCAAAGUUCUCUACUUUCGAACUGAACUUGAAACUUCAAUCAAAAUUGGACCAAUGUGUAUGUUCCUCUGGGAAUUCCCAUUUCACCAUUUCUGUCCACUUUUGAAGUUUCUCUCAGAAUCUCAGCUUCACUAACCCUUCAACUCGCUCAAAAUGAAAUCUUUAUAGUCGAUACAAGCAGUACUAUGCAUUCUCUGAAAUGGGUUCUCUUGGAUUUGAUUGGUAAAUGCAAAACCUUGAGUUGCUUCAAGCAAAUCCAUGCAAAGACUGUAACUUCAGGCCUGGCUUGCAAUGACUUGGUUGCCACCAAUGUUGUUAAGUUCUUGGGAAAAUCUGUUACCCAUUUCGAUUACGCUUGUGAUUUUCUGAAACAAGUUGACUGGCGUGUGAACUCUUUCCCGUUUAACAUGUUGAUCUCUGGCUAUGCUAAUGGUGAAAAUGCAGGGGAGGCGGUUUUGGUUUAUAGAAGGAUAGUUAGAGAUGGGUUUAUGCCUGAUAUGUUUACUAUUCCGGCGGUUUUGAAAUCUUGUGUUAAGUUUUUGGGGAUGGGAGAGGGUAGACAGGUCCAUGGUGUGGUUGUGAAGAUGGGUUUUCAGUGGGAUGUGUAUGUUCAGAACUCGCUUGUGCAUUUCUAUAGUGUUUGUGGUGAUUGUGGUAGUGCUAGUAAGGUGUUUGAUGAAAUGCGUGUGAGAGAUGUGGUGUCUUGGACUGGUUUGGUGUCCGGGCAUGUGAAGGCAGGGUUGUUUGGUGAGGCCGUGUCUUUGUUUUUGAGGAUGGAUGUGAAGCCGAAUGUGGCGACUUUUGUUAGUGUGGUUGUGGCUUGCGGGCGGAUGGGGUAUUUGAAUGUGGGGAAGGGGGUUCAUGGAUUGAUUUUGAAGCAUUCGUUGGGGAUGGACUUGGUGGUGGGCAAUGCUGUUGUGGAUAUGUAUGUUAAGUGUGAGAGUUUGUGUGAGGCGAAGCGGGUUUUUGAUGAGCUUCCCGAAAGGGACAUUGUGUCUUGGACUAGCUUGAUAAGUGGAUACGUGCAGUGUAAACGUCCGAGGGAGUCGCUGGAUUUGUUUUGCAGCAUGCAGACUAUGGGAAUAGAGCCUGAUAAGAUUAUACUUUCCAGUGUGCUUUCAGUUUGUGCCAGUCUUGGGGCUCUUGAUUAUGGUAGAUGGGUCCAUGAGUAUAUUGAUCGUAAGGGUAUCAAAUGGGAUGUACAUAUUGGAACAGCUAUGAUCGACAUGUAUGCCAAGUGUGGCUGUAUAAACAUGGCAUUGCGUACUUUCAGUGAAUUGCCUUGCGGGAAUGUCUCUACUUGGAAUGCAUUGCUAGGUGGUUUAGCCAUGCAUGGACAGGGGCACGAGGCACUCAAAAAGUUUGAAGAAAUGACUAGGUCUGGCAUCAGGCCAAAUGCAGUUACUUUUCUAGCUGUCUUGACAGCUUGCUGUCAUUCUGGUUUGAUUGAUGAAGGCCGUGGAUACUUUCAUCAGAUGAUAAGUGCACCUCAUAAUCUCUCUCCAAGAUUAGAACACUAUGGAUGCAUGGUUGAUCUGCUCUGUCGGGCUGGACUCCUCGAUGAAGCUCAGAAAUUGAUAAACACUAUGCCAAUGCAACCUGAUGUGCUGAUAUUGGGAGCUCUUCUAAGUGCUUGUAAGGCCAAAAAUGAUGCUGAGCUCUCUCAAGAAAUAUUAGACCGUCUCCUGCAACUUGAGUGGCAAGAUAGUGGGGUUUAUGUGCUUCUAUCAAACAUUUUUGCUGCUAAUAAAAGAUGGGCUGAUGCGACAAGGAUAAGGAGGUUGAUGAAGAAGAGAGGUAUACAGAAGGCCCCUGGCUCAAGUGUCAUAGAGGUGGACGGUAAGGCUCACAAAUUUUUGGUUGGGGAUACUAGCCACCCUCAGAAUGAGGAUAUACAUGUAGUGUUAGACAUCCUUGCUAAUACAAGCCAAUCUUAAAGGGAUUUUCUGCAUUCAUUCCUGAUGAGAUAAGUAUAUACUUUUCACUUUUCAAAGUUGAGGCCGUUUCCUGUAUUUUUUAUUUUUCAAUAUCUUUAGAUUAGGAUGAGUACUCUAAUUGUAAUUCUAACUGUAGUCUCAUAAUUCAAAUAAUCAUUUUUACAAGAAGUAUAUUUGAUUAUUACUACUUCAAUUUUUUUGUUAGAGUUUCAUCUAGUUUUUUUUCUACUCUAUUUUCUUGUCCCUUUUUGUUUUAUCAAUUGUCAUA
Molecule: messenger RNA, 2354 nt
Organism: Rosa rugosa (rugosa rose)
Lineage: Eukaryota; Viridiplantae; Streptophyta; Magnoliopsida; Rosales; Rosaceae
Product: pentatricopeptide repeat-containing protein At4g38010
Exons: 1
Coding region: 335-2086 (583 amino acids)
Biological process (GO): RNA modification
Molecular function (GO): protein binding; RNA binding
Source: RefSeq, a predicted model, not a curated record